Prorocentrum cordatum is the source of this 1040-nucleotide messenger RNA. The record is from the annotation of a GenBank genome assembly. Lineage: Eukaryota; Dinophyceae; Prorocentrales; Prorocentraceae.
CACGAGAUGGCCGAAAUGAAACACUUCAAGGGCGAGUGGCACAAGCGGCAGCAGGCCACGAUGAAGGACUGGCACGAAAGCGUCGAGGCGGAGCGGGAGCGCUGGAAGCAGAAGGAGGCGGCCCUGGAGCAGAAGCGUGCCCAGAAGCGUCGCGAGGCGCAGGUUCUGCUGAAGGUCCAGGCGAUGGGCGCCGCGAGGGCGCACCUGCAGGCCCUGGUGCCGCGCGCGGUCAGCGACCUGCGCGAGGUGGCGUUUCCCGACGACAAGGGCAUGGCCAUCACCCGCCUCUUCUUGCCCGAGCUCCUGGGCCAGGUCCAGGAGCAGGUGCGCGCACGCGCGGCGGCCGAGAGCCACGCGGCGAAGGCGGCGGCCGCCGCCGUCGAGGCGCAGCGCGCCGCCCGCGCUGCGGCGGUGCGUGCGCGCGAGGGCGCACGGCGCGCCGAGGCGCUGCGCCGCUUCGAGGAGGCGCAGAUCAGGCGCGGCAGGAUCAAGAUCAGCAUCGACGACGGCCAGGGCGGGAGCGUGCUCGUCGGACCAGUGCAGAUCAGCGAGCGGGACGAGGUGGCCGACAUCGAGGCGCGCGUCCACGAGUGGAUCCAGGCGAACCAGGCGGAGCUCGCCUCCCGGGUCCCCCACGGCGUGCUGGUGCAGGUGGCGGGCGAGCCCGCGGAGUCGGCCGCGGCGCUCUUCGACGCGAGGGCGGGGCAGAUCUCGAUGGUGGCCAGGCCGGAGCCGCCGGCCGAGCCCCAGGAGCCCCCAGAGGGAGAAGAAGGCGAGGGCGCCGGCGCAGAGGCGGAGGGCGAGGAGGAGGAGGAGUAGGGCGCCCGCUCCUCACAACGGAGUCUUCGGGAAGGCCGGCAGCGCCGAGCUGCCGCGAGCCGCCGGGAAGAUCCCGGCCGCGGGCCAUGACAUCGCACGAACGUGCGCGAGGCUGGCUUCUGGGUCGGCGGACUUUCGGAGGGCGUCUCACCCUUGCCGCCGACGUUUGUCGGCAGUGCUGCUCCGCUCUCCCUCCGUGCCCCCUGCCCUGCUGCUGGGGG